Messenger RNA from Nothoprocta perdicaria, 3364 nucleotides. RefSeq names its product oxysterol binding protein like 11 (gene OSBPL11). NCBI's taxonomy places the organism in Eukaryota, Metazoa, Chordata, Aves, Tinamiformes, Tinamidae. Gene Ontology annotation, molecular function: sterol binding. Bases 34 to 2124 code for a protein of 696 amino acids. The transcript has 13 exons. Gene Ontology annotation, cellular component: intracellular membrane-bounded organelle; cytosol; membrane. The record is from RefSeq and is a predicted model, not a curated record.
CGCGGCGCCAAGGGCUGGCACUACAGUGACCACAUGGAAAAUAUUUAUGGCUACUUAAUGAAAUACACCAAUCUCGUCACCGGUUGGCAGUAUCGGUUCUUCGUGCUGAACAACGACGCGGGCCUGCUCGAGUACUUCGUGAACGAGCAGUCGCGGCACCUGAAGCCCAGGGGCACCUUGCAGCUGGCCGGGGCCGUGAUCUCGCCCAGCGACGAGGACUCGCACACCUUCACAGUGAACGCUGCCAGCGGGGAGCAGUAUAAGCUAAGAGCCACGGAUGCGAAAGAGAGGCAGCACUGGGUCAGCAGGCUCCAGAUCUGCACGCAGCACCACACGGAAGCCAUCGGCAAGAACAACCCUCCUCUGAAAUCUCGCAGCUUCUCUCUCGCAUCCCAAGGAAGCUGCAACUCUCCUGGUGUGCAAAGACGACCCAGCCAAAAUGCAAUUUCUUUUUUUAAUGUUGGACAUCACAGAUCAUCAUCUGGAAAAAGAGUUCCUAUUCUGCAGCCAGAUCACCUUGUAGAUGUUAGAGAGAUGAUGUCUCAGGCCGAGGGCCAGCAGAGAGACUUGAUCAGGAGCAUAGAGUGCCUGCCUGUCUCUGGUCACCUUACAUCCUUGGAUCAAGACCUGUUAAUGCUCAAAGCAACUUCCAUGGCAACCAUGAACUGCUUAAAUGACUGCUUCCAUAUUCUCCAGUUACAACAUGCUUCACAACAGAAGGGAUCCUUGCCUGCAGGAACAACCAUCAGUUGGCUGGAACCAAAGAUAUCUCUGUCGAACCACUUCAAAAAUGGAGCAGCGCAGAGUUUCUCGGCAGAGAUUAACAAGCCAGCGUCUGUCAGAGAAGAGCAGUCCAUUUCCGAGCCCGGCCAGCUAACCAGGGAAGCUGAGGAAAUAAAUCCAGAUGAGGAGCUGGAGGAUAUCAGUGAUGAUAAGGAAGAUGAUCUAGGAGCCGUGGAGGAGCAGCGCAGCAUUAUCUUGCAUCUCUUGUCUCAGCUGAAACUUGGCAUGGACUUAACAAGAGUGGUUCUCCCCACGUUCAUUCUGGAGAAGCGGUCGCUGCUGGAGAUGUACGCGGACUUCAUGUCGCACCCGGACCUCUUCCUCGCCAUCACGAACGGCGGCAGCGCCGAGGAGCGCAUGAUCCGCUUCGUGGAGUAUUAUCUGACCUCCUUCCACGAGGGCCGCAAAGGGGCCAUYGCCAAGAAGCCCUACAACCCCAUCAUCGGGGAGACCUUCCACUGCUCGUGGAGGAUGCCCAAGAGCAAAGUGGGCGCCGAGGCCGGCGGCGACGCAUCUGCUCCUUCCUCCUCAGAGCAAGUAACACCAGCGAAAGACCUGGAAGGCCAAACAGARCUGGACUAUUACACAGUCAAAUUCGUAGCUGAGCAAGUGUCCCACCACCCUCCCGUCUCAGGGUUUUAUGCUGAGUGUGUGGAGAGAAAGAUGUGUGUCAAUGCCCACGUCUGGACAAAGAGCAAGUUCUUAGGAAUGUCGAUAGGAGUGACGAUGGUUGGGGAAGGUCUCUUAAGCCUCUUGGAGCAUGGGGAGGAAUACACGUUCUCGCUGCCCUGUGCAUACGCACGAUCCAUUUUAACUGUUCCUUGGGUAGAACUAGGAGGAAAAGUCAACAUAAACUGUGCAAAAACGGGGUAUUCUGCAAGUAUUAACUUCCACACCAAGCCCUUCUACGGUGGCAAAUUGCAUCGGGUGACGGGCGAGGUGAAGCAGAACGCGACGAACACGGUGGUGUGCCGAGUGCAGGGCGAGUGGAACAGCCUGCUCGAGUUCACCUACAGCAGCGGCGAGACCAAGUGCGUGGACCUCACCAAGCUCUCRGUGACCAGGAAGCGCGUGCGGCCCCUCGAGAAACAGGGGCCCUUCGAGUCGAGGAGGCUGUGGCAACACGUGACAGAGUCUCUGCGGGAUGGAGACAUCGACAAGGCGACGGAGCACAAGAGAGCCCUCGAGGAGCGGCAGAGGAGCGAGGAGAGGCUCCGCGCCGAGACCGAAACGCCCUGGUGCACCAAGUACUUCCUUAAAGAAGGAGAUGGCUGGGUGUAUCAUAAACCCCUUUGGAAAACUCUUUCCCCCGUACAGACUCAGCAAAUGGACAGUAACUAGAGAAGCUCCUUGGAGAUGAGUUUUCUGUUUCUGAUAUUCUCUCUCUCUGUCUGUCUCUCCCAGCACAGUAAUUACACUGAGUGUCCCCUUUUUUAUGUAACUGUGGAAAUUUAAACAAGCAUAAAGAAAUAAAUAUACUAGGGCACUUUAAAGCUAUAUAUAUAUAUAUUAAAAAAAAAGGUUGUAGAGACAAACCUGCCAGGUACGUUCCACCAACCUUUUUGUAUGAUCUGAGAGAUUUUAUCUGAAUUGAGUAACAUUCUUCUAAUGAGGUCUGRUUGCAAAAGCUGCCUAAGAGAGGAGCUGCUUGACUUGGGAGUGACAUGGGGACGUGUUCCUGAAGCUUCGACAAGCUCUGUCUGGUAACUGCAAUACACUUAGUACCCACGGAAACAACAGCAACCAAACCCUGCUGCUUUUGUGCCCGGUGAUUAACCUUGGUGAAAACUGGAGGGGCCUUUGGAAGAUGUGCCUGAAAUCAGUGUUAUGAAGCAACUGGAUCAUGACAACUUUUGUUCUUCAGAGAGAAUGCGUGCAUGYGUCGGAGAAACAUGGAUAUGGAUUAUACGUAGAGACUACCUUUUUUAUGGAUUUAUAAAAGCGAUUAGAAUUGUAACCAUGGAGAAAUUUUUCCUCUGAAACGUUUUAAUAUACUUGAAAUAAUUGACUUGAAUUGGAAAAGGAAUUUGAACACUUUUCAACUCCUAAUUUUAUUAAAUCUCUUUGAGUGAGUGACUUGGAUUUUGCUCAUGUUAUCAUGUAAUGAGGUUUGGCCCUUUUCUUCCUCCUCCACCUUCCCUUCCCAAGGACUAAAGCUUUCAAACUGAACAAAAAAMCAUACAAUUUUGUAUUUGAAUUUCUCUGCCCAUCUAAACAUCUCAGAGGUGAAGUAUCAGUGUUACAAACUGUCUCUUGGAUUGUUCUGUUUUUUCUCCUGUGGUGUUACUUGGAACAAAGCAGUGAAAUGUGACCUGUGAAUACAUGGACUGUAGGUUCUGCUUUUUCAUCUUCCCAUAAAAAAAAAAGCUGAUUAUGCUGAAGACUGGGUAUUGAUUUUAAAACACAAUCAGAUAUCAGGAAACUGUAUUCAGGUACAAACAUCCUUUGUUUUUUAUAAGUAUUUUAUUGAAGUCUAAGAAUUGCUGGCAAUUAAGAAUAGUACUAAUGGCUUUCGUUAUUGUUGUAACUACAAGCUACCUUAAUUUUUCCAACAGUGGUGCCUUACUCUGUUUUUUCUUCU